This is a messenger RNA of Vidua chalybeata, 2647 nucleotides long. RefSeq names its product serine/threonine/tyrosine kinase 1 (gene STYK1). Gene Ontology annotation, molecular function: ATP binding; transmembrane receptor protein tyrosine kinase activity. Gene Ontology annotation, biological process: positive regulation of kinase activity; cell surface receptor protein tyrosine kinase signaling pathway; multicellular organism development. Gene Ontology annotation, cellular component: signaling receptor complex. The record is from RefSeq and is a predicted model, not a curated record. Lineage: Eukaryota; Metazoa; Chordata; Aves; Passeriformes; Viduidae. The coding region runs from base 276 to 1553 and encodes 425 amino acids. The transcript is spliced from 10 exons.
GUCAGCUGUGUGUUGGAGAACCCUGGCGACACAGCUGAGGAGACCUAGAGCAGCAAAGAGCCGAAGCUGGGCGGGACUGGAGUAGAAAAAUCAGUGAGGAGGAACUUAAUCAUAAGAAUUACAACCCUCCCAAGGUAGUCAUCGGAGUUACUGGGAGUGGCUUCACAAACUGGGAAUCGGCAGCAGGAGAGUGACAGGAAAAGACAACCGCAGGGCAGGGGAAGUGGUGUCAUUCAGGAAGUGGGGAUUGGAGGCCUGCUGGCUGGUAACUGAACAUGGCAGGGGAUGUGAAAAGAUUCUCACGGAUGCUGCUGGAGUGCAAUAGCAACGACAAGCUAUGUGUUGUGCGUGAAUAUCAAACAGAAGUGAUUGUUGUCCCAGUUCUCCUGGUGGGAGGUUUUGUCAUCGUGCUCACUGUGAUCCUUUGGCUGCACUGCCGUGGCCUGCGAGCAAAGCAGGAGCAAUCAGCACCAGCUGGAACCCAAGUGAAGAGAAAGAAUCAGCAGGAACCCUGCUCAACAGAGAAUCGCUACAUCCAGCUGAGUGAGACAUCUGUGGAGAGCCUGCUAAAUUCUGCAUCCUUGACUCUGAAAGAAUUAGAGAUACCACGAGAGAAACUCCUACCAGACACCUUGCAGCUGAUAAAACUUGGUGCCUUUGGGAGCACCUACAGAGCACAGUUGGAAACUGAGAGCUCUGGGAAGACUAAGACUGUGGUACUGAAAGCCUUGCAAGACCCAGCUAGUUCCCAGAAAGUAAAGGAUUUCUUGGGAAGGAUUAAAUUCCAUCAAAAUCUUGGCCAUCAUGAGAAUCUGGUUGAAUUGGUGGGAUGUAGUGUAGACCAGCUCCCACUUUAUAUGAUAAUGGAAAAUAUGUCUCUCGGUGACCUGCUGACAUUUCUGUGGACAUGUCGGAAGGAUGUAAUGGCAAUGGAUGGUGUCCCCUAUGACCUCACUGAGAGGCAGGUAUAUGAGGUUGGACAGCAGGUUGCAGCAGCUCUGGCUUAUCUUGAAGAAAAAAACUUGUUCCAUGGUGACAUUGCUGCCAGGAAUGUCCUUCUUCAUCACAACUUCACUGCUAAGCUCUGUGGUUUGGGCCUGGCCUACGAAACUCACACACAUGGUGCCAGCUCAGUGGCACGGAAAGUGCCUGUCAAGUGGCAGGCACCAGAGAGGCUCCUGAGCAAACCGCCUACAAUCAAGGCAGACAUAUGGUCUUUUGGAAUUCUACUGUAUGAAAUGAUUACAUUAGGUGCUCCACCAUAUCCUGAGGUGCCACCUUCUGACAUUUUAUCAUACCUGCAGAAACAGAACAUUAUGAAGCAGCCCUCAAGCUGCCAGCAAGCCAUGUACUGCAUCAUGAAGUCCUGCUGGCAGUGGAGUGCAGCUCACCGACCUUCCCCAGCACAGCUCUUGUGCUCCCUGAAAACAGCUGUGAAGACCAGCAAUGGGCACACAGUGCUGCAGGUGCCUGAGCCAGUGGUGCCUGAACUCUAUGCUGAUGUUGCUGGUGUUGAUGUGCACAGCCUGGUGAGGGAAUACACGAUCCUCUGAAGGGUCCUUUCAAAUUUUGGUAAAGGAGAAAGAAAUCUCAGAGUUUUCCCAUUCUAAAUAUUUUGCAAACUCAGAACGAGGUGCGUAUGUUGGAAGGGAUCCUUUUGUUCUUCAGACAUCUAUAAAAUCUCCAUGCCAGACAGAAGAAACUGUUAUCAUUAUCCUUAAAUCAAGCUGUUGGUAUCAUUCUGCCGGUGGUCAUUUGGGAGUAAAGUGUGCUUAGGAAGCUGUAGAAAAUGUAAUGAGAAACUUGAGUUCAAGGAGUGUUAGGUUUGUGUGGUAAGGUUAUGGUGAUUGGGUGGACUGCAGAGGUGACUUCUGUGAGAAGAUGCCAGAAGCUUCCCCCAGCUCCACGAUGGACCUGCUGCUAGUCAAAGCGGAGCCCUUCAGCAACACUGGUAACACCUCUGUGGUUACAUAUUUAAGAAAGUGUAAAAGAUACUGCACAACAGCAGGUGAAAGAGAGGAGUGUGAAUGUGAGAGGAACAGCUCUGCAAACACCCAGAGCAGAGCAGAAGAAGGGGCAGGAGCUGCUCCAGAGCUGGGAUUUCCCUGAGAUUCUGUGGUGCAGCCCACAGAGGUGGCUGAGCCCCUGCAGCCCCCAGAGGGCAGGGUGUGCAGAGAUCCACCUGCAGCCCCUGGAGGAGCCCACACCAGAGCAGGGGGAUGUCUGAAGGAGGCUGUGACUCCAAGAGGAGCCUGUGCUGGAGCAGAAUCUGUCCUGGCAGAAUCUGUGGAGAGAGGAGCUCUCACUGGAGAAGGACUGCACCUCAUGGAAGGGGAUUAUGCUGGAGCACUUCAUGAAAAACAUCUCUUGGGAAGAACUCAAGUUGGAGAAAUUCCUGAAGGACCGACCCACUUUCCUUUGGAGGGACUCCACUCUGGAGCAGGGAAAGAGCGUGAGGAGUCCUUCCCUUGAGGAGGAAGGAGCAGCAGAGAUAAUGUGAGAUGAACUCACCACAACUCCCAUUCUCCCUGCUGGAUGAAAAGAGGUAGAGAAAUUGGGAAUGAAGCUGGGCCUGGGAAGAAGGGAGGGGGAUGGAGGAAGGUGCUGCAAGAUUUGGUUUUAUUUCUCAUUAUACUUCCUAAUUUGA